AUGAUCGCAAACCUUCGUGCGAGCCACGUAAGGCAAGCAGAAAGAUGCCACUGUGGAGGUUACAGCAACACAUCUGGGUUACGCUACGCGGAUCUGCAGGUGGUAUCAGAGACGACACUUUGGAGACUUAUGAAAGGUCUCGGGGGACAGCGGUUCAUAUUUGAACGCGCGGAUUUGUCUCUCAAGAGAUCGUCGUACUUGAGCAAAGUGAAGGAGGCCAGGGAGAGGGGGGACUGCGUGGUCUACAUGGAUGAGACGUGGGUGUUUGAAGGUAUGGUGAAGAGGAAGGGCUGGGUAGACACAACGAUGCCGCGUUUUCCCUCGGCUGAAAUGAUGCGGAACUAUUCUUUCGGGAAGAAUGCUGGAAAAACGAAAGGGAAGCGCGGCAUUCUCAUGACGGCCUUAUCGGAAGACGGUAUUGUACCCGGCCUGCACCCACCCUCCUCCGGACAAGGAGACAAUGUUAGCCUUAGUGCGGUCCGAUAUCACACGUGCGCCAUAUCAACAGAGCGUGCAAAACUCAACUACUUCGUGGAGAGUCGAGGCGGUCUUGCAUCUCUGCGCUGUUAUGCCGCCGAAAAGAUCUGCAGUGAUUUGGGGGUCACCCUAAUCAGGCUACCCCCAUUUCACUGUUUCUUCAACCCGGUGGAAUCGUGUUGGAGUUACCUGAAACAUCGCCUAAACAAGAUCGGCCGACCCACGGAUAAGCUCGAAACAGUAAUAUUAAGGAAGAACUAUUAUUUUGAAGGAGGAUGA
Molecule: messenger RNA, 756 nt
Organism: Ostertagia ostertagi
Lineage: Eukaryota; Metazoa; Nematoda; Chromadorea; Rhabditida; Trichostrongylidae
Source: the annotation of a GenBank genome assembly